This is a messenger RNA of Ramularia collo-cygni, 435 nucleotides long. RefSeq lists its product as uncharacterized. Bases 1 to 435 code for a protein of 144 amino acids. NCBI's taxonomy places the organism in Eukaryota, Fungi, Ascomycota, Dothideomycetes, Mycosphaerellales, Mycosphaerellaceae. The record is from RefSeq and is a predicted model, not a curated record. The transcript has 2 exons.
AUGGUCGACCGACAUUCCGAGGAGUGGCGGCCUCCACCUGCACAGGGUGAGCACGCGCCUAGAUCCCUAGCGGAGAUAUAUAUGGGAGAGCAUUCAUGGAACUCGGCCUGGAGGCUAACUACGCUCCCACCGUUUUCGCCGGAGAUGCCCGAUCUGCCUACGCAACAUCGCCUUGCACUAGGUCGGGAAGAAUUGAACGCCAGUCUCGAAGCGAAUCUGCGUAACAAUCUGGAACUGGUCGCGCGACUCCGCCAAAUGCCCCAAGCCACCGAGAAGAAGAUUGUGACGUUGCUGCUCAAGCGUGGAACGGUGCCGGAGAACGUGCAAGGAAGCGUCGUUACGGUGGAGCAUAUCGCCCUCUUGUUGUUCUUGCGAUUACAUGUUGUCAUGAAAAUCGCCAAGGACGCUGGACUGGGCUGGUAUGAGUUGGAUUGA